Ilex paraguariensis (yerba mate) is the source of this 2327-nucleotide messenger RNA. NCBI's taxonomy places the organism in Eukaryota, Viridiplantae, Streptophyta, Magnoliopsida, Aquifoliales, Aquifoliaceae. The record is from the annotation of a GenBank genome assembly.
AUGCGAAAAGCCCCAUACAAACCCCAAAAAACAGCAAAAGGCUUGGAGGCGUUGCUUGCACGAUCUCUGAAGCAAAAAAGAAAGAUUAAAAUGGUGGGGUUCGUCCUCGUUCUCUGUAGCUUCUCCAUUGCUUUGUGGUUAAGCUGAGAGAGAGAACACAGAAGCCUAAAGGUUGAUUGAUCUUCACUUGCUGGUGGCUGGGAAUUUACGGAAAGGAAACAAAAAAGGGUUGUGAAUUCAACCUCGCUGCAUCUGCCUUCUUCCUGUUUAAUGGCUGAGGAGAAUAUAAAUUCACUUGUGACCCCCAAGAAAACUACGCCUGAGAGAAGUAGUUCGAGAGGAAACUCAGAAAAACCGAGUUAUCCAACUGGUAGACAGAAAAUUCUUCCUCAUUAUCGCAGAGCUUCAAUUGGUUCAUGCCAUGAUGGAGAGAAAAGAAACACUGCAGGAAAACCAAAUUCUCCAAAUGGAGGGCAAAAUAUUGUCCCUCAUUAUCUUAGAGCUUCCACUGGUUCGUGUCAUGAUUUCUGUAAAUAUGGCAGAGAACAUGCAUUUGAAGUGAAGGCAAGGCGUCCCAGACCAAAAAGAAUAGUCACACCUCGAUCUGAUGAGCAUAAUCCUCCAGCAGAGAAAAAGAAGACAAUGGUGGUCAACCUUAAGCCUUCCCCUGGUUUUAAAACACAUUCGCCAGAUUCCCCUGAAAUUGUCAAGCAGAAAAUUUUACUGCCUUCCAAGAAAAAUGAUGUUUCUUUAAAACGCGAUUCAUCAAAUGAGAAGAUGGCAGAAAAUGUGAAGAAAGCUAAUAACUUGUCUGCAAAGCGUGCUACUAUUAUAUCUGUGACGGCGCCAUCUUCUCAUCCAAACUCUUCAGGUUCAAAUGGCAGGACAAAAAGUGACACCAAAAUUGGCAAAAAGAUGGGAACAGCUAAAGUGUCAGUACUGGCCCCUCCAAUUGGUUCACUAUCUCCCAGACCUCGUGUCAAUGGGGUUGUAAGCUUAAAUGCGAGAAAACAAAGAAGCAUGGCUCUAGUGUCUCCUCUGAAGGAUCAGAACAGAAUUCGAAAUUCCAAACCAAAGCAAUCCAACAAUGACAAGGUCCUGGAGAAAACCUUGGACGUCACUGAGGUAGCAAGCGAGAAUAAAUUUUUGGGAGGAAUUGAAGAUGAGGUUAUCAUUCCUUUAUGUCCUUCUCCUUCUGCCUCUCCUCCUCCAUCAUUUCCAUCGUCUAAUUCUUCUUCCCACCCAAACUCUCCAUCUUUGUCAUCUCAUGAUGAAGAAGAUCAAAAGGAGUCUGAAUACUCUGAUAGUGAAGCAGAUGACCUCGUCUCUGAAAACGAUAAAAGUGUAAGCAUGGACGAAGUAGAAAUUUUAGAAGGAAAUCAGGUGGUUCCUAGAAAGAGUGGAGAGGUUCUUUCUGAAGAUAAUGAUUCCGCACCAGUGAAGUUAAGGUUCAGGAGGGGGAAGGUGGUAGACCUGCAAUCUGAAAAUAAUGGUCCUAGGAGGCUCAGAUUUAGACGGGGACGCCUGUUGGUGGAAAACCAAGAUAGCAACGGUGAACCAAGAAAGAGACGCUUUAAGAAGAGAGUCGAUGAUGGCACAGAUGGUACGAAAUCGAGUUCUGAACAAGUUACUUUGAGGCAUCAAGAUGUAGCGGGGAGGAAAGAUGCUCAGGGUUUAUUUAAUAAUGUGAUUGAAGAAACAGCAAGCAAGCUCGUUGAGAGCAGAAAAAGUAAGGUUAAGGCGUUGGUGGGUGCCUUCGAAACAGUGAUUUCCCUCCAAGAGAGUAAACCUUCCACUCCCACUGUCGAUUAACUGGCAAAUAAAGUUUAGUUCCUUCAGUAUGUUCGGAUUUUUGUAAAGACAUUGUGAAAAAAUAAUGGAAGCUUGUCAUUGGAGUGAAACAUGCAACGUUGUGAAAUUGCAAGCGUGUACAAGUGGAUUGCUUCGGUUGAAGUUAGAAAGCUUGGAUAACCAAAUUGAGCCUGGGACUCGUGCGGCUUCUCCUUUAUACUCAUUUCUUGGAGGGCAUGUUGCAUCUUUCUUCUUUGGUCUAUUCUGGAUUAAUGUGAUUGAUUUGUAUCAUGAAGAAACUGUUAUACUUGGGACGUUUUCAACUUUGGGGAGGGGAAAGAAGAGAAGGCUACACCUUUUAAAUGGUUGAGUUGUCUUGUCUUCCUCUUCUUUUUUUUUGUGGUAUUCAAUGUAUUUCUGAAUUGAUGUAUCGUCUUGUUUUUCCUUUUCUCCUUCUUUUUUGGGUUGGCCUGUUUAAGAUUGCUCGUCUCAUUUCUGACAUAAUUGCUAAUUUUAGAUUGGGCUUUUGCUAAUUU